This is a messenger RNA of Penicillium atrosanguineum, 1095 nucleotides long. Its product is annotated as Nif3-like dinuclear metal center hexameric protein. Gene Ontology annotation, cellular component: cytoplasm; mitochondrion. NCBI's taxonomy places the organism in Eukaryota, Fungi, Ascomycota, Eurotiomycetes, Eurotiales, Aspergillaceae. The record is from RefSeq and is a predicted model, not a curated record. The transcript has 4 exons. Bases 1 to 1095 code for a protein of 364 amino acids.
AUGAAUUACCUGCGUACGACUGUACGGCGUUUUUCUGCUAUGGCUACCACUACUUCUUGUUCGCCUUUUACAAGGGCCGUUGUGAGCUCGAUGAGAAAGCUGUAUCCGGAGGCAUUGGCUGAUAAGAGCUUUGAUAACACUGGAUUGCUUCUUGAAGCUCCCUUGGAUCCCUCGCGCCGGCAGAAGAACUCGGUCCUGCUGGCCAUUGAUCUUACUACAGCCGUUGCAGAUGAGGCGAUCAAGCGUCGAGACUCGGCCAUCGUGGCCUACCACCCCAUCAUCUUCCGCGGUCUCAAGUCCAUCACCCUUGAAGACACCCAGCAACGCUCCCUCCUCCGUCUAGCCCAACACGGAAUCAGCGUCUACUCACCGCAUACCGCAGUCGACACCGUCCCCGGCGGAAUGGCCGACUGGCUCUGUGACGUAGUAACCGGCGUCUACGGCGAGAACAAGCCAUCCCAGAUCGCAUCAUGCGCUUCAUCAAAUUACUCCGCACCUACCUACCCUCGCCCAGAAUUCGCAGCAUCCGCUACACAGACCUCGAUCCCCCAUGCCCGCACCACCAUCCACCCUUCACCCUCCACAUCUAUCCCCGAGGGCUUCGAGGACGCCGGUGCAGGUCGCCUGGUUACAUUUAACUCUGCCCAGCCUUUGACCAAGCUGAUCGAUUUCAUCGGCCAGGGCGUCGGGCUACCCGGUGGGAUCCCUAUUGCCAUUCCCCAGUCCAAGGCCGUGGACGAUAUCCACAUCCGCACAGUAGGCAUGUGCCCAGGCUCAGGCUCCGGCGUCCUCAUGCGCGGCGAACUUCCCGAUCUCCUAUUCACAGGCGAAAUGAGCCACCAUGAAGCAUUGGCUGCUACGGAGCGUGGGUCUGUGGUUAUCUCGCUUGCACACUCGAACUCUGAGCGCGGGUAUCUGCAUGCUGUUAUGCGGAAUAAGUUGCUGCAGGAUUUGUCGCAGCGGUGGCAUGCUGAGAGGGAGACUGCUCUUCAGGGUGCUUUGGAGGAGGAUUCUGAGGUUUAUCGGGAUGCUGAGGUCUCGGUUUCGGUUAGUGAGGCUGAUCGGGAUCCGUAUGGAAUUAUGGUUCGGCGUUGA